AUAGUUAUAUCAAGUGUUUUUGAUUUUUUCAUAAUUAUAAAAAAUAUAGUAUUAUAAUUCAAGUGAACUAUUUCGUUAAAUUGUUAUUUUCUAUUAUUUUAAGUUAUUAUCAUGAAAAGAUUAUUUAUUAUAUUUGUUUUAAUUUAUCUUAAUGUUUCUGGCCGAUAUUGUAUUCUACCUAAUAAUAUUCUUGAAGUCGAUACUUUGAGUGUACCGUCACCUUAUGAGUUUUUAUGGAUGACAACAGUGUCAUAUUGUAAUGUACAUUUUUUGACAUAUUAUAUGUUUAUUCGAGUUGGAAUCCCAAUAAAAGAACAAAUAUAUUCUAAUGAUGAUAUAGCGGCUUUUCUUAUACCAGAUAAUAUAGAUGAUUGGUCAGACGAAACAGUUUUAGACUUACCAUAUAAAUUCUUAAAAUUGAGGGAAGCUUCUCAAAUUAUUGAAAGUUUUGUUUUUGAAAUUAAGGAAUAUAAAAAUGUUACAGGAGCUGAAGAUAUAAUCGCAGGAAAAAAAAUAUGGAAGUCAGUUGAAGAUAAUUUGGUCAAUUUCAUGAAAAAGAUUUACACUUUAUCAAAUAAAGUGAACCAAGUGAUAUAUGAUUUGAAUAUUCAGCAAAAAACCGUAUCUAUUGUGAAACCGUCAGUUAUGAGGAACUUAUACUUAGAUAUUUACGAUGAAAUGAUUGAUACAAUGUCAAAACACAUUUCACCAUAUAAAAACGCAUUUAACUUUCUUGAAAAAUAUAAUUCAAUAAACAUUAAAGAAAUAAAUAUUAAGCAAGAAAUGAAAAACGAGAAUAAUUUUAAUUCAUAUGAAUACACUCGAGUGAAGUUGACUAAAGUAUAUGAUUUGUAUAUAAAAGCUUUAAGAAUAUUUUAUAAUUAUAAAUCGAUUGAUAUUCAAUUUUCUGGAUCACAUUUUAUAAUUUGGUAUGAUUUAAAUUCAUCAAAGAGCAUUUUUGAUUAUAAAGCAUCAACACUUUUAACAUAUAUAAUAAAAUUAAAAGAGUAUGCUCAAGAAGCGUAUAAAUAUGAUCAGAUAAAUAUACAAAAAUCAACAUCAAAAGUCCAAGAGUAUGUUAUUAUAAAUUUGUAUAAUAUUGUUGGACUAAUAAAAUCCCCUCUACAAAAAAUUUUAAAAAAGGAAGAUUUGAUUAAAAAUGAUGUAUUAUCAAAUACUAAAAAUGAUGAUACAACAUUGAUAAAUGAAUUAUUAAGUUCUAAAAACAAAGUUUUGCAUAUGGAACGGAUAAAAAAUAUUCAAUUAAAUUGGAAUGAUAGCAGUAUACAAAUUAUUGCUACGGACAUAAUAAAUAAAUAUAAUAAGUCAUUAUGUGACACCGAUGUAAAUCAUAAUGCAAAACUGAUGAAUUGGGUAGAACAAAUGUUAAUUGAUGAACAAAAAAGAAAUGUGCUCGAAUCAUCAAUUUACGCAAUGAUAAUAAUAAAAAAUUUAGAAAAUAUUGUAUUGUGCUCGUAUAUAAAAAAUAAUUUUGAAAUAAAUAAAGAAGAACGUAUAAAAAAUCUCAUAGAAAACGUGGAUCAAAAAUUAAAUAGAAUAUACAACAUCACCGUUUAUUCAAUUAUAGAUAAUAGGGAAAAUAUUAUACCUGAAUUAUGGAAUUAUAUAAAGAACCAAAAAGAUAAUAUUUUUAAUACUUUAGAUUGGUUAAAUAAAAAUAUUUCUAAAUCAAACAUUCCAUAUUGGCCUAAUGAUAUUCAAUGUAAUGAAAUAUAUAUAAAAAAUAUAGUACAACUGGCAUCUGUAUCUUCUUACAUGUUAUAUGAUGUAACGCUAACAAGUAUGCAUCAAGCAUUGGAAAAAAAUGACAUUGAUAAUGAAAUAGAAGAGUCAAACGCUAUAUUUAUAUUAGAAGAUCUUGAACGUACUAAACAAAUGUAUAAAAAUGUAAUUCAAAAUAUAAAAAAUAUUGUAACAAUCAAUACGUUGUAUAUAAAAUCAAACAAAUUUUUAAAACAAAAUUUAAAACAAAAAGCAAUAAACGAGUUAGCAAAAUCUAUGAAAUAUAAAAUAUUCGCAGCUACUGCAUUAUUAAUACCAGCGUUUAGAAAAACAGAGUAUUAUAAUCAAGUAGCACCAGAGGAUAAACUUGACUAUUCAGAACAUUUUAAUAAUAUGCAUAAAGUAUUCAAUAAAUAUUUUGGAAAGAAAACAGAUAUAAGGAAAAAUAAUGAAACUGCGAUGGAACUGAUAAAAGAAAAUGAAAAGGAAAUAAUAUCAAUUUAUAAUAGACUACGAUAUAAAAAUAAAAAAAUUAAAAAGAAACAUAGAUACAUAAGAGUACUAAAAUAUAAUAUGAUAAGUCUAAAACGAAUAUAUCGUACUAUAAUCAAUCAAUUAAAAAAAAUUACCAAGGUCAAUAACAAACUCAAAUUGAAAAAUAAUCAACAGGAAAUAAAGAAAAGAAUUGAAAUAACGAUUGCACUUAUCAUGGAAGAUUUCAUAAGAUUUGAUACAUAUAUUGAUAUGCCAGAUCAGACAACCUCGUUAUACGAUGGAAGUCACAGGUAUAUAAUAUCAGGAAUAGAUAUGACAAAAGAAAAUAAUAUCAUUGACUAUACGAAUAUAUACAAGAAACAAAAAUACAAACCAAUAUCAGAUAAAACCACAGAUCUCAAAACUCCAAUGUCCUCAUAUCAAAAACAUGAUAUUAUAAAUCAGGGAAGAAAAAAGGAAAACGAAGGUAAUCAAAAAGAUAAAGAGAUAAAUAGCAAAUCAAAAAAUUUAAAAUCACAAGAUUCUACAGUAGAAAGUAAAUCAAACGAUCUAGAUCAAGAGGAAGCAAUUAAAAUUAUGUCAAUAAAAUCGAAAAAAACAUUAAUUACGGAUGAACCAAAUUCGGACGAAGACGAAAUACCUAACAUCGAAACAGAAACGUCAACAAAAAUAGAAUUGACUAAACAACAAGAGAAAAAUGGCGUUCCAGGUAAAUUAUCAGCAACAUUCAAGAACCAACCAAAACUAACUUCUAAAGGAAGAAGUAUGCCAACUUCACCUCCAGCUUCAACUACAGAAAAUGAUUCAACGGAUGUUGAAUUCGAGCAUAAUAUCAAAUCAAGUACAUUCGUGUCAACAAUCUCGUCGACGCUGUCAGUAGAUAAUGAUUCCAAUGAAUCUGAUGCUCAAUUCUCAAAAACAAAAAUUAAAGAAGAUAUGAAAGAUAGCAUUCUGAAAGAAAUUGAUGUAAAGCCUGGGUUUGGUAUGAAACCUACAUCCCCGGGUUCUUCUGACGAUAGAUUGUCAUUACUUGAACAGCGUAAUAGCCCAACGGAAACGAGUACAAUCAAUUCAAUGACAGAUAUCAACGAAAUUAUUAAUGUUGAAGAUUCUCAUUCGCCUUUCUUUUUACCACCUUUAAAGGACAUCCCUAUAGUAACUUCUAAAGGAUCAAGUAUGCCAACUUCACCUCCAGCUUCAACUACAGAAAAUGAUUCAACGGAUGUUGAAUUCGAGCAUAAUAUCAAAUCAAGUACAUUCGUGUCAACAAUCUCGUCGACGCUGUCAGUAGAUAAUGAUUCCAAUGAAUCUGAUGCUCAAUUCUCAAAAACAAAAAUUAAAGAAGAAAGAAAGAGCAUUCUGAAAGAAAUUGAUGUAAAGCCUGGGUUUGGUAUGAAACCUACAUCCCCGGGUUCUUCUGACGAUAGAUUGUCAUUACUUGAACAGCUAACUUCUAAAGGAUCAAGUAUGCCAACUUCACCUCCAGCUUCAACUACAGAAAAUGAUUCAACGGAUGUUGAAUUCGAGCAUAAUAUCAAAUCAAGUACAUUCGUGUCAACAAUCUCGUCGACGCUGUCAGUAGAUAAUGAUUCCAAUGAAUCUGAUGCUCAAUUCUCAAAAACAAAAAUUAAAGAAGAUAUGAAAGAUAGCAUUCUGAAGAAAUUGAUGUAA
Messenger RNA from Aphis gossypii (cotton aphid), 3909 nucleotides. RefSeq lists its product as uncharacterized. NCBI's taxonomy places the organism in Eukaryota, Metazoa, Arthropoda, Insecta, Hemiptera, Aphididae. The record is from RefSeq and is a predicted model, not a curated record. Bases 112 to 3909 code for a protein of 1265 amino acids. The transcript has 4 exons.